This is a messenger RNA of Orbilia oligospora ATCC 24927, 324 nucleotides long. RefSeq lists its product as uncharacterized. The record is from RefSeq and is a predicted model, not a curated record. The transcript has a single exon. Lineage: Eukaryota; Fungi; Ascomycota; Orbiliomycetes; Orbiliales; Orbiliaceae. The coding region runs from base 1 to 324 and encodes 107 amino acids.
AUGUCAUUUCUGGAACUACCACGUGAACUCCGAGACGAGAUAUAUCAACUUGUCCUUCUCCACGGCUUUAAUCCUCGACGAUAUGGCCAAAGGGGACAUGAACGCACUCGCGGUCGAAGAUUAUCAUCACCACCCAAUUUUAGCAGUCUUUCGAUUUUGAGGCUUAACAAGCAAAUCCAUGAUGAAGCGUCUUGGGUUUUCUAUACUCAAAUGGUUUUCCCUAUUCGGAUUGUGGCGAAAUGGUCGGAUCGUGAGUUUGAUAACUGUGAUGUUGAAUAUACGGCUCCGUGGGAGGUAAUCCAUUAUCAGUAUAGGAAGGGGUGA